AUGUUUAGCAAGCAAUAUGUUACUGCUGAUCAACUUGCUGGUUUCGACAAGUACAAGUACAGUGCUGUGGAUACAAACCCCUUGUCUGUAUAUGUAAUGCAACAUCUAUGGAACAAAGUUGUAAAGAUAGUUCCUCUUUGGAUUGCUCCAAAUUUGUUAACUUUGUCUGGAUUUUUGAUAAUUUUAGCAAAUUAUUUUCUACUAUCUUUCUAUGACUGGAAAUAUACUGCAUCAGGGCCUGGUCAUGAACACAUACCAACCUGGGUUUGGGUCUCAGCAGCAGUUGGCAACUUUUUGGCAUAUGCUCUAGAUUCAAUAGAUGGGAAACAUGCCAGGAGUACACAGUCCAGCAGUCCUCUGGGGGAGUUAUUUGACCAUGGGCUUGACAGCUGGGCAGCGUCUAUAUUUCCAUUAUCUUUGUUCUCCAUCUUUGGCUGUGAUUCAGGAGCUGCAGGGUUAUCAGCAAGGACAAUGUAUGCAGUUUCUUGUAUUGUCCUGUUCACCUUUAUGCUCUCGCACUGGGAAAAAUACAACACUGGUAUACUCUUUCUUCCCUGGGCCUAUGAUAUAAGCCAAGUGUCAUUGACGGUAGUGUACAUUUUGACAGCCAUAUUUGGAGUUGAUGCCUGGCACAAACCUCUGUUUUUCAAUUUCUACAUGACUGAAAUAUUGAUUACAUUUCUUGUAGGGUGCAGCGUGCUAAUUGCCUUUCCUCAGACCUUGUACAACAUAUAUAUAGGAUAUCGACAGAAAACCCUACUGAAGUCUUCUCUAUAUGAAGGACUUUUACCAUUAGUCUCUCCGUCCCUUCUGUUUGCUAUGUUGACAGCUUGGGUUGUAUUUUCUCCCUCUGGCAUACUAGAAAAUCAGCCGAGAUUAUUUUUAUGGAUGGUUGGCGUAACUUUUUCUAAUGUCACAUGCCGGGUGAUAAUCUGCCAGAUGACCAACACCAGAUCGGAAGUCUUCCAUUGGCUUCUUAUACCACUUGUUGCGGUCAUUUGGGCUGCAGUAUAUGGAUUUCUAGGAAGCAUGGAGGAGACGGCUUUUUUUAUCCUCACUGCCACAGCUACAGCCGCGCAUCUACAUUAUGGCAUCUGUGUGGGACGACAGCUCAGCAAGCAUUUGAAGAUUUAUAUAUUCUCGCUUAAGAAGCGGUAUGCAGACUGAAUGUCUAUAAGCAGGUUUAUGAACUUUAUUGUUUUUCAAGAUCUUUAACGUUGUGAACUCCUUGCUGUGAGACAUAGUGGUCCACUGUAUACCACAAACAUUUUUAUACACAACAUGGGAAUCCCUAGAGAUGCCACCAGCCACUGGUUUACAGGUGGGCUGAUAUUUUUAGGAUUCUUGUCAAUGUAGCUAAUAAAGAACAAAUGUAGAAAUGUC
Bombina bombina (fire-bellied toad) is the source of this 1383-nucleotide messenger RNA. Its product is annotated as ethanolaminephosphotransferase 1-like. Gene Ontology annotation, cellular component: endoplasmic reticulum membrane; Golgi apparatus. Bases 1 to 1167 code for a protein of 388 amino acids. The record is from RefSeq and is a predicted model, not a curated record. Gene Ontology annotation, biological process: phosphatidylethanolamine biosynthetic process. Lineage: Eukaryota; Metazoa; Chordata; Amphibia; Anura; Bombinatoridae. Gene Ontology annotation, molecular function: ethanolaminephosphotransferase activity. The transcript has 10 exons.